AUGAAGCUGGCCAUCUUUAGCGCAAUGAAGAUGUUCUCCAAAAUUCUCGCUGGCCAGCUUUACGACCCUCAUCUCCGACAACUCGUUCCGAACCAAUUGAUCACGGUUUGCAGGAGCACUGGUCUCAUCACCCAUGUCGAAACUUUCACCGCAACCACCACCACAGUAUUCGACGAUGAGACAAUCGACCUUCGCCAUCUUACUCUCUGUCCUGGUUUCGUCGACGCACAUGUUCACUUCUUUCUCCAUUCUUAUGCAGAAACGUCAUGGAUAGACCAACUCACGAAGGAGAGUCUCGCUGAGCGGACCAUUCGCGCUACCGUCCACGCGAAUCGAACCCUCAUGGCUGGGUACACCUCUGUACGAGACCUGGGAACUGAGGGAGCGGAGGAUGCUGACAUCGGGUUGAGGAAAUCACUCUCAGGGCCGAAUCCGCUCAUCGCAGGCCCUCGGUAUUUUACUGCAAAUCGAGCCAUUGUCUCGACGGGCAGCUAUGGUCCCAAAGGCGCAGUGCGCGUCAAUAAAGAAGGACUUGAUGACGUGGUGGGCGCUGAGGCCGCCGAUGGCCCAAUGGAAUGCAUUCGCGUGGUUCGACGCCAGAUUGGGGCAGGAGCGGAUUGUAUCAAGAUAUACGCAGACUACCCAGUCCGCUCUCGUCUUCUUGACGUGUCUCCCCGCAUCGCAGGGAAAAGCAUCCGCACCUUCAACUACGACGAGCUCAAGAUUCUCAUCAACACUGUCCACCAGUACAACCUCAAAAUUGCCGCCCAUGCAAAAACGGUACCCGUAAUGCAAGACCUGCUUGAGCUAGGCAUCGAUUCCAUUGAGCAUGGCUCUGAGCUGCACACUUCGGUCGAAAUAAUCAACAAGCUGGCAAGCCCACUAUGCCGGACGGUAUGGGUGCCUACCCUGGCUGCCUACUAUUCCAUUGCCCAGCGGACAGGCGACUCGUCGGUAUGGGAUACGGUCAAAAAGUCCUUUCAAGCAGUGCUUGCUGCAGGACUGGGAAACGUUGCUAUCGCCUGUGGAGGUGAUACCGGUGUUUUUAAUCAUGGUGAGAAUGCGCUCGAGAUGGAUCUUAUGGUCCAGCUUGGGGCGCCUUGGGAGUGGGUUCUUCGUUGGGCCACACUGGGCGGCUGGGAAUGUAUCGGUGGAGUGUUGGAAUCGGAGCCUGACGGUGGCGAUAAUGCCGUCCCAUUUGGCUGGGUCAAAGAAGGAUGGGCUGCUGAUCUUGUUGGUCUUGAGGGCAACCUGGCGACAGAUUUCUCAGCAACCAUUCGUCGUGUCCAAUUCGUCAUGAAGAGAGGACGUGUCUACAAGCUCAGAGGCAAGCAAGUGCCUCUGUCAUGA
Messenger RNA from Mycena indigotica, 1350 nucleotides. RefSeq names its product Amidohydro-rel domain-containing protein. The record is from RefSeq and is a predicted model, not a curated record. NCBI's taxonomy places the organism in Eukaryota, Fungi, Basidiomycota, Agaricomycetes, Agaricales, Mycenaceae. Gene Ontology annotation, molecular function: hydrolase activity, acting on carbon-nitrogen (but not peptide) bonds. Bases 1 to 1350 code for a protein of 449 amino acids. The transcript has 5 exons.